AUGAGAUGCCCUUGCUUGAGACUGGCAGGGAAGACGACGGACGGUCGCGAAGAGGAUGAGGACGAGGCUCAAGUCGAAGGCAUCAAGAUCAGUUGCUCCGAGCCUUAUUUCGUUGAGGACGGCAUCUACAGCCCCGAGAAAUCGCUUCGAUGCUCGCAGCCGUUGGACCUAAGGGU
Symbiodinium necroappetens is the source of this 176-nucleotide messenger RNA. NCBI's taxonomy places the organism in Eukaryota, Dinophyceae, Suessiales, Symbiodiniaceae. The record is from the annotation of a GenBank genome assembly.